Molecule: messenger RNA, 7396 nt
Organism: Linum trigynum
Lineage: Eukaryota; Viridiplantae; Streptophyta; Magnoliopsida; Malpighiales; Linaceae
Source: the annotation of a GenBank genome assembly
UUUGAUCUUUUCCUUGCUUCAUGGUUUUUGUUGUCAUUGCAUAUUCACAUUCCUAUCUUUGGAUGAUCCACGAUAGCGUCUUCUCAUAAUUAGGACUUCCGGAGCAUUUCAUUAAUCUGCUGCAUAUUGACAUUUAGUUUUCAGUUUUUCAACUUAUCAUGGAUGUACUAGUACAGGAGGUUUGUGUCCCUUUUGAGGAAGGAUGAGCGUUAUUGUCUCCUACACAGACCAAGAGAAUGUCUUUGACGAGUUAUUUCCAGCCUUCAGACUCCCAAAAAUAUCUUCCCGGGACAGAGGUUGGGCUGUGAAUGGAAGUGUUAGCAGGAUUUGCGCUGAUGAGGAGUUGCUGAGAUCAGGUUAGUAGUCAUCUUUUACUGCCUUUUGUAACUGUUUAGGGACAAACCACACAUGAAUAAGUGGAACAGAUUUGUCCUGUUGUAGGGUCCCAAAAAGAUAGUGCUAGUUCCUUAUCAUUGCAGUACCAUAUGCCUGAAUUGUCUGGUAGCUAUUGAAUCUUUCAGUACUGGCGGGUGCCUUUCUUUUGCCUCGCUUUCUUCAAAAACUUCAGCAGCAGUAAUGGAAUGAUUCCCAAGUCACCACUUGCUCCUAGGAUGCCCUUCAAAUUUAGGAAGAGUGGCCCCGUUUGUUCAGGAUUUUUUUCCAUCUUGGAGCACAUGGGUUGUUACCUGGGUUCAGAUUAUUAGUAUUUGUGUUCAGAUUGGUACAGAGAACAGUCCCUACUUUGCUUUUACAGCUAUUAUUGGGGAUCAUUGAUCCUAGAUAAAGCUUCCAUGUUGUAGUAUGGAGGAUUGCUGGCUUCCUCUUUUAAGUGCCUACCUGAGAGAAGCACUCCCACAGUCCCACUGUAUUGCUUUUGGGUCUAUUUUACAAGUCACAACUUGCCAACUUGAAUCUCUUGAUUUACCAUUCUUCUAGCAACCUUUUUAGGUGAAUCAUAUGCUUUGCUGCGAGGAGCUAAACAGGCAUUUUGCUGGGAGUUGAGGAAUGAUACUGUUGUAGUAAGUUAGCACAGGGAGGUAUCAGAGCAGAUAGAUUGGUUUACGUUCAACUGGGUUUAGACCAGCCAUGAGUCAGAUCGUGUUGUCUAGUUGAGUCGGGUAUACAAGCCUGUUAACACAAUGAUCCGCGACUCUGAAUUACGAGUCGGUUGAAAUUGGGUUGCUCCGCCGAGGCUGCAGAAGGAUUGCUAGGUUGUUAGUGUCGCAAUGCUUUCCCUUUUAGUUGGAUUCUGGGUUUGACUUUCAUAUUGCAAUGCAAAAUCAGCAAGCACUGAACUUUGAUGGGAAAAGUUGAAAGUGCUUAAAUUUUGCUGCUUUCCGAGAGUUGUAGACUAUCUUGUGAGUGUUGUCGGAUUUCUUUGCGGCCAAAAGAUGAUAAAUAAUGUUUACUACUAAAAUUUAUGGUUGGGAGAAAGUCGGCUGGAAUUUAUGAAAUUCAAUCCCGGCAUGUUCAGGUUAAGACUAUAAUGUGGAUCACCUGAUGACUAUUUCUAGCUAGUUACUGGUCUUGUCUUUGUGAAUGAGGUUUGCGUGCGUCCUAUCGAUCGAGUGGUCAUUCGCCCGUUGAAAUGAGAUCUAGAUAUCAAUUUUUUACUCGAGGUAUGUCAUACCUCAAGUUUAGAGGAAAUGGCCGAACAAUUCAAUUACAAAAAAAUAUAAAAAGAACAUGCUAUAUUCCAUAUACAAUCGGAUUACCGAUGAACAACCUAUUCUGCUAUUAAACGAGUAGCUCUGAUAAAGCUCAAGAGAGCUAAAUGACACGAAAAAGACCUAAAAAGUUAUAUAAACUUACAUUCGGAAGAAUUUCCGAGAAACCGACCAGCCAAACAAAGUAGUUGGAUUGGAUGUCAACCAACAUAGCACUCGUAAUCCAUAUGUCAGACUCUUUCGCCAUCGAUGAAAGUGCCCAAAACCACCCAUGAAACUUGGGACUAGAUAGUAUGACAACACUCCUUGUGUUGUUAUUACAACAACACUAGUCUCCAACCAAUAGGAAGCUAGGUUUGUGAUGACUUUUUAUUAGAUGAGUUGACCUAGUGUAAAAUCAAAGCAGAGGUAUAAUUGUCAUUAUGAAAAAUAUGUUUAAAUAAUAUUAUAAAAAAAAUAAUAAAUAUUUUUUUUAUUUUCGGCCCAAAAUUUUGGUCGCCGGAAUUCUGCCACCGGUUGUCGGAAAAUGGUCGCCGGUCACCGGAAUAUGCUUUUUGUUGCCGGAAUAUGUUAUUUUGUCAUCGGAAUAUGCCAUCGUCGCCGGAAUAUGCUCACCGCGGUCGGAAUAUGCUUACCGGCGUCGGAAUCUAGUCAUCGGGGCCGGAAUAUGCUUAUCGGCGUCGGAAUCUGCUGACUGACGGUCACCGGAGUUCGGUCAACGAACUUUGUUGACCGGUCAACGAACUUUGUUGACCGGUCAACGGUCUUCGUUGACCGGUCAACGAUCAACGACCACCGGAUGUAUGGUCUACAUUGUGAGAUUUAUGGUUUGGUUUCUCAUAUUUUCGUAUGCCUUUUGUGGUUUGCUUUAUCGUGUUUGUGGUUUGCAUUGAGAAGUUUAUGGUUUGCUUUAUCGUGUUUGUGGUUUGCAUUGAGAAGUUUCUGGUUUGCUUUCAAAAACUUUGUGGUUUGCAUUAUGAGGUUUCUGGUUUGUUUUAAUAUAUUUGUGGUCUGCAUUAGGACGUUUAUGGUUUGCUUUUUUGUGGUUUGAUUUACUGUGUUUGUGAUUUGCAUUAGGAGGUCUCUGGUGUGCUUUCGCAAAUGUUGUGGUUUGCUUUGUGAGGUUUGUGGUUUGUUUUAGGAGAUUUGUGGUAUGCAUUAUGAGGUUUCUGGUUUGCAUUAAGAAGUUUCUGGUGUGCUUUCGAAACUUUUGUGGUUUGCUUUGCGAGAUUUCUGGUUUGUUUUAAUAUAUUUGUGGUCUGCAUUAGGACGUUUUUGGUUUGCUUUACCGUGUUUGUGGUUUGCAUUAGGGGGUUUCUUGUGUGCUUUUCAAAAUAUUUAUGGUUUGGUUUGUGGGGUUUCUGAUAUGUUUUAGCGAAUUCGUGUUUUGCAUUAGGAGGUUUCCGGUAUGCUUUCGAAAUAAUUGUGGUAUGCUUUGUAAGGUUUGUUAUUCUAUCCGAUUUUUUUACUAGAUGAAUGGAAUUAGUAACAAUAAUUAGUAAUGUGUAUACUUACCAGGUUCGUAUACAUAAUAAUUACAUAGUUCUCUCUUAAUUAAUUAUGUUUUCACACAUAAUUAAUUCAUGUCUCACAUAGUUCUCUCUUAAUUAAUUAUGUUUUCACACAUAAUUAAUUCAUGUCUCUCUAAUUCAUUUGCUUGUACAGAGGUGAGGACAUGGACUGGAUCAGGAAAUUCACCACAACAGCACAAGCAGUAGCUUCCUGGAGCAGCAGGAAUCACCAUGGAAAUGUUGUACGUCGGGAAGAGCAGCCCGAAGGAGAAAGUGAGGAAGAACAACGUCGAUGGAGAUGUGCGGCCAGCAGUGAGAUUUUACCAUCUUCCAGCGUUGCAUCUCUCGAACCUCCUCUCCUUCGCUUCCACCAUCUCCUCCAGUACGAUCGAGGGUCGCAUUUGACACGCUCUCUAGAGUCAAACUCCGGUCCUUCAAAACCUACAGCAAUGCUCCGACAUUCACAGGCACCGCAUCGACUCCAUCAACCGAAAUCGACUUCUCUAAGACCUGGAUUUGGAGCUUCAGCAACUGAAUUUCGCUCAACAGGGACUCCUCGUCAAUGCAACUGCGAAUUGGAGCUCGGAAAAACCUUCGCCCUCCCUGAACCGGGUGUCACUUUCGAGACCCACGGCGGAUUCGAAGCUCUCCUCGGUUUCGGGUUCAAUUCGUGGACCAAUGAUUACAAGGUCGUGAGAGUCGUGCGGCUUCUAGAGUACGAAGAAAUCGCAAUUGAAGUCGAGGUUUUUUCACUGAACGCCGGCUCGUGGAAGACGAUUACCUCCACGGCUCCGCAGUACAACAUCGUGGAGCGCGGGUCCCAAGCCUUUGGUCAACGAGUCGGUCCACUAGGUCGCGACCCGGCCCGACAACGACGACGGUGGUGACAAGAACUUGAUUCUGGGUCUCGACCUAAAGGGGGAAGAGCGGUUCAGGGAGCUGGAGCUGCCGGAGAGCUUGAAAUUGGAGAGGUCAGAGCAGCCUAAGCAGAUCUGUAGUUGUUUCCGGCAACAGAGCGGAAGAAGGAUAUCGCCGGCGUCUGCUUGAAUCGGAAGGAGAGGGAUGGAAGGAGAUGCGACUGCGGAGAAGAUAGAUCUAUAGAAGGGAAGAUCGGAUAGAUAGGUGAUAGGAAUUUUCUAUUUAUUUUAAUUUUGAAUUUUUUUGGUUAGUUUACCCUUUUACCCUUAAUGAAUUAUGUUGUUACUAUAACAACAUUAAGAGUGUUGUUAUUCUAUCCGCACCCAUGAAACUUCCUAUGCUUCUCUUUUUUGAGGUUUUUGUCGGGGAGACAGUCUGUGACUGCGAGUAUAUAUAUAUAUAUAUGCUCAACCUAAACUAGAUACAAAAAAAUCGGUUUAUAUAUUGUCAGCUUAAUUAUAGAAGAAUGGGAACAAAUCUAAAUGAGUUGUAUGUAAUAGUGUUGCAUGUUCUUCCCAACACAGCACAAUCAUCUAAUGAAUGAUCAACUGCUGCGGAUCCAUAUGCACAAAUAUGAUUGAGCAAUUUCAUAUAAUACAUUAGCAUCCAUAUGCAAAUGACAAUCAUAGAAGAAAGAAGAUUGUGAAUAUUUUUUGAGCGUUUUGAUAUUUUAGCAAGAGAAAUAUUUUUUUACUGAUCUCAAUUAAUCAAUAUUAACACUAAUAACUCUAUUAUCUGUUUUUUUCUAUUAGUGAAAAUUGAUGAUAUUAUUUGAUAGGAUAUAAAUGCGAGUUAAUUCAGUAGAUUCUUCGCUAGCGACGAAGGUUGAUAAAUCGUUAAAUUGUUACCGUCUUCACCACUAACUUGAAAUUGUCAAUUGAGCUGAAUUGAAAAGAUUUCUAUCUAGGCUAUGGGCAUUGUCCAAUCUCGUUUAAUUUAACGUGCCGGAUAGGAGUGCCCCUUAACACCCAUUUUUCUACCAAAAAAAAGAAGAGAUUUCUACCUAGUUUUCGCCUAAUCGAAGUUUCCCAAAUGAAUGACUUUUGUCUCUUCCUUUUCAGUUGUCAGGUGCCAUAAAAUGUGCAAAGACAAAUGGCAAUGUGGGUUCCAAUAAUGUUUAUGAAGCCAUGGAAAGGUCGGCUGGCUCUGACCUGACUAGCUCUCACUUACUGACAAAUUACGACUCAAUUAGUUCUGAAUCACGACGCUAGCUGUUUAAUCAUUUCUUCUUUUUCCACCUUUAUAAUGCAUUAUUGGAGGUUAUUCAACCGGUUCUAUAAAUUUCUAACAAAUUUAUGAGAGCCGGGUGAUUUUAUUUGAACCGGCUAUUUCAUCAAUCAUGAUCAAGAAAAUUUUCCCAAAAUGGUAAACCAUGACAAUAGAAUUGUAGAGUACACAAUACUUACUCGCAUGUAAACCGCAAAUAAUCUAUACAUUUGAUAAUCGAGAGGUUUAGUGUCAAAAUCUUGAUGACCCCGAACAUGUCAUUUGGAUCUGUGCAAACUUUCAUAACUAUAUGAAUUGACUUCUGUUUGAAAGAGUUCGUUAAUAAAAUGAAUAAUGGAUGUAUAAUUAAACUUCUAUCAUGAACUCGAAUUAUCAUAAUUAACUAGAUCUUUACACAUUUAAAUUUGGAUAUUAAUUAUAUAUGUGUAUAUAAUAUCAAACUACCAACAUUUGACCCUACUCCACAUGGAGGUGGACUUUGGAGCAACAUAAUACCAUCUAGAGGUGGCAAUUGGAUCGGAUUCGUGGAUUGGAUUGGUGGAUCCAUGGAUCAAAUGGAUUGGAUCCAAUGGAUUGGUGGAUUGAUCCAUGAAUCCAAAUGACAUCCAAGGCUUGGACCAAAAUGUAAAAUUUGAAAAGUUUAGGUACUAAAAUGUCAUAAUGAAAAUUUUUAGGUGCCAAAAUGUAAUUUUCCAAUGAUUUUUUCGUAUAAAAAUAUAAAUUUUAGAUACCCAAAUGUAAAAUAUAAAAAAUAUAGGUACCAAAUCGUAAUUGCUACAUUCAUGUGUGGUUUGUAUCCUAAUUGCCACCUCUAAUACCAUCCCAUUCUUUUCCCACUAACCCUUCCUUCCCACAUUCAAUUCUUCCAUCUUUGUAAAAAUAUUAUAAUUCUUCUCCUCUCCUCUCCUCUCCUCUCCCACAUUUUGAAUGUAUUGUGUUCUACUGUUCUUGGCAGUCCUUUUUGUCGUCUUCUUGAAUUUGUUUUGAAAUAGAUUCAUUGAUCGCAUGUGUCCUUCUCCUUCUUCCUCCUUUCCCUUCUUGGCUUGGAGUUACCCAUACCAACUCUUAAAGUUGCAACCUAGCUACAUUAUCCUGUGAAACUAAAUGCAUGGACAUAUAGUUGGAUAUACCACCCAACUACCUAGGUGAUUAUAACGUUGUACAAGGAAAGGUUGCACAUUCUAUAUUCUCGUUUCUUCAUUGUGGGUUCACCAAGGAUUGAAAAUUCAUACCGUAUUUGCCGUCCGACCGAGAAAAAUUCCUAUCGAAAGUUAAAUCGGUAGGCGAUUUUUAGCAGUAUCAGGUAUGAAGCGAUUGAAUCAUGAUUAAACCACGAUUUCAGACAUAAAAUAUCUUACAACUGACUUUCCAAUACGACCUCCGAUACAAUUUUACAAUCCUUGGAGUUUGCAAUAAUUUGGUUGUAGUAUUAGCGAAUCUUGAUUCAAAUUAAAUCAUUCCAAUUAUUGAACUCACCUUAUUCAGUCAUUAUAGGGUUCCAACACAACACCUUUUGGUUAGAGGCUUUGAUCUCAUAUCCAACUUCAUCACAGUAAUUCUGAGUUCUUGGAGGACUCAAUGUUUAAAUCUUAAUGCAUGUGAGUCCCCAAAUUAAACGAAAGGUGCAAAAAAUGGUGUAUAUAUCUACACAUUCAUAUUCUGAUGGAUACUUCUUUAUUGAAAAGUUCACUGAAAAUUUAUCGUGUUGAUUAGAAACACAAAGUUUAACAUCAACACCUUAAACCAACGCAUUUACAAACCAUUACACCACAACUUAUUGUCAGAAAACAUCGACAUAUCAGAAAUCAAUCCGAGCAUUUCAAUCCACUCUUACUUGCAUCUUGCCUCUGAACUGUUGGAGAUGGUGUGCCAAGCAUAUGUUGGAGUGAUGGAGGCAAUGAUCGUUCAGGAAUCCAAAUUAUGGAGCAAAGUCUCUGGACAAUAACAUGGCCAUUCCAAAGAGUUAUGGCUCAAAUGUUGAAUACUUGAGCGAUGUGGGUCUUCAUGCUUAAUUCAUAUUCAUGCUUAAUUAAUUAUUAGAGAAUGACAUAAUAUUAAAUCUGAGGUUUUUUA